GGGCGCGCGGAGCCACGCCGCCAUGGGGGUGUGCGGCCCAGGGCUGCCGCCGCCGCGCAGGGGGGCUGCUGGCCUCCGUGGGCCGGCGGGCAGCGCCCGCUGAAGACGGCGGGGAGGCAGCACUCAGGCAUGGCUGAACCGCUCCGCAGGACACUCUCCAAGCUGCGGGGCAGGAGGUCCCAGCGAGGGGCGGCCGCGGGCACCGGGCACCGCCACGGUGGGGUUUGCGCCCCGCAGGAUUUAAUAGAAAAUGUUUACAUAGCUUCAAGGAGCAGGAAGGAGCCCAGGUACCCCCAGGCCAGCGAGGUUCCUGAGCACAGGCUGCAGGUGAACAGCAUUACUGUUUCCAAGAAACGCAGCUGGCUGCAGCAGAGCACCCACCAACCUCCUCCUCCUCCUCCUCCAGAAGAAAAUGCCUGUAAAGAAACACAUGGGGCUGUUAUCCUGGUACCCAAAUCUCCCAUCCCACUGACUGAACCCACAGUGCCACAGGGUCCUUCUAUACCACCAGUGGGGUGGGAGCGCCCUGCACGAAGCGGUCCUCCUGAUGGUGUCCCGCCAAGCACCACAAGCCCUUCUGCACUGAGGAGUACUGCUUUGGACUUCAGUGAGGAAAACGAUGCAGAUGAUGAAGGUGAAAUAUGGUACAAUCCAAUCCCUGAAGAUGAUGAGCCAGACUUGCUGAGAGUCUGCUCUUCUGCUGUGAAUAGCCCUGUUGCUAUGGGCUCCCCAACGGUCCAGUACAAUCCCCACCCUGGGGGUGACUCUGGGAUGGCGGUGGGUCUCCAUGAGGGUGCCCCAUGCUCCAUGCAGAGUGUGGGGAGCAGUCGGAUGGCUCAUCCCAGUGAAGUGAGUCAGGCUGAUGCCUUGCAUCCUGGGGAGCACUUUCAGCAGCACCGGCAGAGGUUUGGCUCCAAAGCUCCAAGUAUACCAGCAGUCGAGGACAAUCCUGCCUUUAAGUGCCCUUCAGCAGGGUCUGGAGUUGUACUUGCACACAAGGCUGAUAUACCCUCAACAGAGGUUUCUCCUCCAAGUCCCAGUCCUCUGAAAAAAAGUGGAUCAAUCAACUGGCCUUUCCCUGAUAGAAUUAAGUCUCCCAGGACUGUGAGGAAGCUUUCCAUGAAAAUGAAAAAACUGCCAGAGCUGAGCAGGAAGCUGAGUGUCAAGGGAACAUCAAGCCAUACUAGUUCAGAUAAUCCUCCUUCCCAGCAGAAAGGUAGCUGUCGAGAUACAAGCCAUACAGUGUCUUUGCCGUCUUCUGGAAACUCAAGCACAGCUGCCAGCAGGAACGUAAUAAGCCGUUACCAUCUCGACAGCAGUGUGUCAUCACAACACACCUACAAAAAGAAAAGCUCAAGGAGCUCCAAAUCCUUCAGCAAAGGUGGUUACCUCAGCGAUGGUGACUCUCCUGAACUUAUAUCAAAAUCAGGUAAACAUGGACAUGAAACCAAAUGUGGGAAAGGAAAGGAGAGCCUUCCGAGUAACAGUGGUAAAACUGAAAUAGAUAUCGAUGCUUUCAGACACUACAACUUUUCUGAUCAACCAAAGUGCUCUCAGUACAUCUCUGGACUCAUGUGCAUCCACUUUUAUGGUGCUGAAGACUUGAAACCACCAAGAAUAGAUUCAAAAGAUGUCUUUUGUGCAAUACAGAUUGACUCAGUAAACAAAGCAAGAACAGCCCUGCUUACAUGCAGGACAACCUUUCUAGAUAUGGACCACACGUUUAACAUAGAAAUUGAAAAUGCUCAGCACUUAAAGCUGGUGGUGUUCAGCUGGGAACCCACCCCAAGGAAAAAUCGGGUGUGUUGUCAUGGAACUGUGGCUCUUCCCACUCUCUUCCGAGUGACAAAGACACAUCAGCUGGCUGUCAAGCUGGAACCAAGGGGGCUUAUUUAUGUCAAGCUGUCACUCAUGGAGCAAUGGGAAAACUCGCUUGAUGACCUUGAUGCAGGUCAAGAGCCCGUGAUGUUUGGGGUGGAUGCUCGAAAAGUUGUAGAGAAGGAAAAUGUGGGCUUGAUGGUGCCACUUUUGAUGCAGAAAUGCAUUCUGGAGAUUGAGAAGAGAGGCUGUCAGGUGGUGGGACUGUAUCGGCUUUGCGGCUCAGCAGCAGUUAAGAAAGAGCUUCGAGAGGCAUUUGAGAAAGACAGCAAGGCUGUUACGCUCUGUGAAAGCCGGUACCCAGAUAUUAAUGUCAUAACAGGUGUCCUAAAGGAUUAUCUACGAGAGCUACCCUCUCCCCUGAUAACCAAGCAGCUCUAUGAAGCAGUGUUGGUAGCCAUGGUGAAAAACCCCUUGAAAAUGACAGCUAACGGUUGUGAAAAUGACCCAAGUGACUCUGAGCAUGCUGCAGCCCUUCUGGAUUGCUUGCCAGAUGUUGAGAAGGCUACCUUGAAGAUGCUAUUGGAUCACCUGAAACUGGUGGCUUCUUACCAUGAAGUAAAUAAGAUGACAUGCCAGAAUUUAGCCGUGUGCUUUGGGCCAGUAUUACUGAGCCAGAGGCAGGAGACUACCAACCACAACAACAGAGUCUUCACAGACUCAGAAGAGCUUGCUAGUGCUCUGGACUUCAAAAAACACAUAGAAGUGCUUCACUAUUUACUCCAACUGUGGCCAGUGCGUCACUCACCUAUCAGAGAACCAGCACAUCUGAAUGCACCUCCUGAGCACCCAUCCUCACUGAAUUACCUGAGACCCAAGAGGCAGAGACCUCAAAUGCUGAAUCUGAGCAGUACUGAGAUGUCCGGAGUACUCAGACCAAGGCCAGCAGGUCUGGACAGCCCAUCAAGCAACCGCUAUGCUGGGGACUGGAGUAGUUGUGGGGAGAACUACUUCUUAAACACCAAAGACUGCCUGAGUGAAGCAGACUAUGAUGAUGUCCCUUCAGAAGAUACAGAGAGUGGAGAUGACAGCAGCAAAGCCGAUGAGUCAGAUGCCCUGGUAAGGCACCCCCAGCCCAGCCCCAGGGAGCACACAUUUCACAGCUAUUUGACAAUGCAAGCAAUAGACUCUGCAGUGGAUCACAGAGCAAACCUCAAAGACCUGCAGGAAAGUAUUGAUACUCUGAUAGGAAACCUGGAAAAGGAACUCAACAAAAACAAACUGAAUAUGAGUUAUUAAAUGCUAUCCCAUGCAACACCUCCUCCUUGUGCCUCCAUGCCCUUCACCAUAGCUGUGUAAGGACUGACAGUGUCUCUGAAUGCCUUGUGGUAAGGCCACAGCUCACCUUGCAUUAAUAAAUUUUAAGCCAUUCUGUUACCUUUCUGCCUUUUUGUUAGAAGAUGUUGGCCUGAUUUGUGUAUUGGAGACAAGCUUAGAGACCAUGAGGUGGUUCCACAUAGUGGCACUUCUCCCUAAAAACAUUAUGCACUUAGGUGGUCUAGGCAAUACCUGGCAGAAGAUAAAGCAAUAUUUCCACUGUCAGUGGCAGAAGAACUCCUUGUUCCUAAACCUCUGGCUCUGGUACAGAUGUUCCUCUCGGAAGAGGAUGAACGCUGCUUGGCCUGAGUUUUGCAGCAUGGACUUCAGAUAGACUUGUUUUUCUAUAUAUGCAAUGGCUGCUACAGAAAAUGCUUUAUAUAUAUAUAUAUAAUAUUUAUAUAUAAAGUUUAAAUUGUACAAAUACUAAUGUAUUCCUGUAUUAACACUUUUCAGUAAUUAUUUAAACAAUCAAAAAUUAAAUAUUUUUCUAACCUUGUUUGUAUAUAUCUGUGUAUAAAUGUGCCCGUGUCUGUAGCCACUUGGGAGUAGGAGAGGUCUCUCAGAACUACAGAAUGGAUCCUUUUCUAGGAAGACACAUGCAGUGAUGCCAAGUGAAUUUACCUCUUGGGUAACACGGCGUUUGAUUGAUUCACAGAGACAUGGCCAGAGAGAAGGCAGGGUGAAUGAUUAAUAUGAAUGACCUUGUGUGUUGCAGGGCCAUCCGUUCCCAGGUG
Molecule: messenger RNA, 3932 nt
Organism: Dryobates pubescens (Downy woodpecker)
Lineage: Eukaryota; Metazoa; Chordata; Aves; Piciformes; Picidae
Gene: SYDE2
Product: synapse defective Rho GTPase homolog 2
Exons: 7
Coding region: 130-3117 (995 amino acids)
Biological process (GO): signal transduction
Source: RefSeq, a predicted model, not a curated record